CUAACUACUUUAUACAUGACAUGAUCACCCUAAACUAAUUAGGGUGGCCGGUGAACAUCUCUUUCCGACUUGUCGGUGUAGGAGUUUGAUAGUCCCGUCCUUCUUCUUCUCUUCUUUUGACCGGGCUUAACGGCAGAGAGGAGAUGGUUGAUGUGUACGGGGAUUUCGGAAGGAAUAUGCCCAUGACACUGGGUGAUCGAACAGACCGGAAUUCGGAUUGAAGACGUCGAUACUGAAGAUCUGAGGGGCAAAGGUACCAAGUGCCUAGUGGGAAGGUUAGGACCUAUCAAGAAGUUUAAUCGAGAGGCCUUCAAAUCCCUCAUGGUCCGUAUAUGGCGUGUUGAAGGAAAAUUAAUUUUCAAAGAACUCCAGGAUCAUAUCUGGCUCUUUGAAUUUUCUGAGGAAAAGGAUAAGAAAAGAGUCCUGGAAGGACGGCCCUAGUCUUAUGACCAAACAAUUUUGGUGCUGAAUGAUUUUGACGGUAAGAUUGCAUCAUCCCAGAUGACGUUCACGCACACUCCCAUAUGGAUCCAGAUCCAUAAUAUGCCUCUGGGAUGUAUGAACAAGGGAGUGGGGCUCAAGAUUGGAAGUACUCUGGGUAAGGUUGAUGAAGUUGCGGUGGCGGAUGAUGAUGUUGGUUGGGGUCGGUUCCUGCGAGUUCGAGUGAAUAUAGAGCUGUAUCAACCGCUGGAAAGAGGCAGAGCUCUCCUACUCACAGGGAAUUCAUGUUGGGUAUCCUUUAAGUAUGAAAAGCUCAUGGAGUUCUGUUACAGAUGUGGAAAAAUUCUUCACGACGAAAAAGGCUGCGUGGCGGUAGUGAAAGAUGGCAAACCAGCGUGGGGAUCUUGGCUUAGGGCGGAUGAUUUUUCGAAAGGCCCCAGUUUCUUGGAGGGGCAAGGUGACUCUUGUCCGUCCUCCCCAAACCUUUCUUGUCACAACGGUGACGGAACAACAACGCCGGUGAAGCCUGGACCAGAAAAGGAAAAAGGUUCCCAAACAGGAAAAUCGAUCUCAGUAACGUCAAGUUUGGCGGAUCUUCCGGAAGUCGAUUCAAAAACGCGGGAGUUUCCCAUACAUGGAAAACACUCGUUUAAGGAAGGUAGCCGUUACGUUUCUGUCUCUAAGGGAAACCUAGCAGAAAAGGUGGAAAAAGGGAAAAGAGGCAAAAAACGGUCAAGUCAUGUAUCUUUUCCUAAUAAGGAUGGAGCUGAUGGGGUGGGUCUGCAAGCAAAGGGGGCCCAUCACAAGGGGCCGGUUAAUCGGUCAAAACAAGAGGGGAUAUAUGCUAGUAGAAAUAAGGCUGGACCUGGCCCACACAACACUGGCUUAGUGUUACCUGUUACGCACUCUGAACAAACAAGCUCGUAAAAGUCCUCAAAAGAGCUCCCAAAGACUCCUGACGACCGGUCCUGUUCUUCUUUUACCGUCCCACUGGAAGGGGUGUCUCUACAGGGGCCUAAAAAGGAAAUACCAGGGGAUUCAUCCCAUCUUUGGUUCUCGGAAAAGAAAGAAAAUGACGGAGGGAAGCUUUGGAAGAGGAUAGAUAGAAAUCCAGGGUUGGCUCCUUCAGCAGCCAGCACUGAUUUUCCAGAAAAAAUGGGGCGGGAAGAAGCGGACUUGGGCGAGAAUGAGGAUUCUCGAUGCAAAAAGAGGUAUGCAGGGCAGGUUGAAGAAACUUUGUCUUUAUUGGCGGAGGCUGUUGAGCAGCCCCGCCAGCAACUAUGAGUUGCUUAAGUUGGAACUGUUGGGGGCUUGGGAACCCCCGAACAGUUUGUGAACUUCGCCUCUUGGUGAAGGAAAAGAAGCCCGUCUUGGUAUUUCUCAUGGAAACAAUGAUGAGAAGUACCAAGUUACAGAGUAUUAGGCGUCAUCUUGGUUUUGAUAGUCUUUUGACAGUUGAUCCUUGGGGUAUGAAGGGUGGUCUGGCACUGUUGUGGCAAAACUCGACUGAAGUGGAGAUUAUUAAUUAUUCAGCAAGACAUAUCAGUGCUAGAGUUUCCUUGAGGGGUUCUAAUUUUCAAUGGAAAUUUACUGGUUUUUAUGGCAAUCUUAACAGAGGAUCCCAUGAGGAUGCAUGGGAGAUGCUAUCCCAUCUCAGUUCCUACUCACCUACCGACUGGCUUUGUGUUGGGGACUUCAACGAGAUAAUUGAUCCCACAGAGAAAGUUGGAGGCUCUAAGCGUAGUGCUGGGCAGAUGGAGGCAUUCCGAGACACUCUGCUUGCUUGUCAGUUGAGUGAUCUUGGCUUUCGAGGGUCCAAAUUUACGUGGAGUAAUAAGCGGGGUCUGAGGAUUUUGUAAAAGAAAGACUUGACCGAGCUCUAGCCACGGAAAGUUGGUGUGAACAAUUUCCUGCUGUGGAAGUUAACGUUUUGGAAACCAGGCGCUCAGACCACAAACCUCUAUGGAUUCGAAUUCUCCCCCAUCAAGGGUCUCGCGGGAGGCCUUAUUCUUUCAAAUUUGAGGCAUGUUGGAAUCUGGAUCCUGAGUGUGCAUCAAUAGUCAAAUCAGCAUGGGAAGGAAUAGAGGAGGGGGGAGCCCAGGCAGCUGCUGAACAAAAAUUAAACAAAUGCCGAUCAGCUCUAUCAUCAUGGAGUUCUCAGAAGUUUGGUAAUGUGGGAAGGAAAAUCUGGACACUGUCAAAAAAAUUGGAACAGCUCCAGAGGCAUGAGGAUUCGGACAAUCAGGAGAAUAUAAAAGCUGUCCAAAUGGAGAUAGAGCUGCUGCUGGACAUGGAAGACACCAGGUGGAAGCAGAGAGCAAAGCGCCAAUGGCUGCAACAUGGGGAUAGAAAUACUAAAUUUUAUCAUGCGUGGGCCGCUCAAAGGAGGAGAACCAAUUUUAUUGCUGAAAUUCAUGAUGAAGAAGGAUUAAGGUGGACGACUCCCAUAGGCUAUUGGUGAGGCUUUCACACAGUAUUUUAAAAAGCUUUACUCUUCAAAUGGGACUCAGGGGGUUGAUGCAGUGCUGGAAACGGUCUCCCCUAGAGUCACGACUGGAAUGAAUAAUGAGCUUUCAAGGGUUUUCACACCUGAGGAAGUGGACAUAGCUCUGUCCCAAAUGCAGCCUUUUAAGGCACCUGACGGUUUUGGGGUCUGUUUCUACCAAAAGCAUUGGGCAACUGUGGGGGAAGGAGUUCGACAGGCAGUACUCUAUUUCUUGAAUUCAGCCCAUAAGCCUUUGCAAUGUCCUGUACAAGCUCAUUGCAAAGGUUCUGUCAAACAGAUUGAAGGUGGUCCUGGGUUCUAUUAUAUCCCAACACCAAAGUGCUUUCAUGCCGGGGCGACUCAUUACCGACAACAUUCUGGUGGCGUACGAGGCUUUGCACUCCAUGAACACCCGUAUGAAGGGCAAAAAAGGGUACAUGGCUCUUAAGUUAGACAUGUCAAAAGUGUAUGACAGAGUCGAAUGGUCCUUCCUGGAGGCUAUGAUGAGAAGGUUGGGAUUUAGGGAGCCUUGGAUCAGCUUGGUCAUGCAGUAUGUUCGGUCAAUGUCAUAUCAAGUGCUCCUGAAUGGAGUCCCUCAAGAGGUGAUCUCCCCUACACGGGGUUUAAGGUAAGGGGAUGCUCUGUCCCCUACCUUUUCCUCCUGUGUGCAGAAGGCCUCAGCUCUUUGUUGACUAAAGCUGGUCUAGAUGGCAGAAUCACGAGGGUCCCUAUUGCGGCCAGAGGGUACCAGUUGAGUCAUCUCUUUUUUGAGGAUGACAUCCUUCUAUUUUGCAGGACAACAAUCAGUGAGUGGUCCAAUGUCCAGCAGUUGUUACACCAAUAUGAACUGACCUCGGGAUAAAAGCUUAAUAGUGGCAAAACUGCAAUCUUCUAUAGCCGAAAUACCAAUAGUGGGUUUAAAGAUUUAAUACAUUCCUCCAUUGGGAUGUCGGCUACCGCUUCUUUGGACAAAUAUCUUGGAUUGCCUUCUAUGGUGGGACGUUCUAAAACAAAGACCUUUGAAGGUAUUGUGAAUAGGGUAAGGAAGAAGCUCGAUGGGUGGAAAGAAAGGUUCUUGUCUCAAGCAUGGAAGGAAAUACUCUUGAAGGCAGUGGUGCAGGCAAUCCCAACCUACUGUAUGAGCGUUUUUCAGCUCCCAAAAACCUUGUGCAAGAAAAUGGAAUCCAUGAUGAAUAAACUUCUGUGGCAGAGAAAAGAGAGUUUAGGGGGUUUGAACUGGAUGAGCUGGUCGAGGCUAGAAUUUUCCAAGAAGAAUGGUGGUCUUGGCUUCCGAGAUUUAGAAGUCUUCAACUUAGCUUUGCUUCCUAAGCAGAGGUGGAGAUUGUUACAAGAACCAAAUUCGUUGUUAGCCACUAUACUGAAGGAAAAAUAUUUUUCCAGGGGCUCUUUUCUGCAAGCGAAGUUGGGACACAAACCCUCUUAUGCAUGGCGUAGCCUGCUGAAGGCGAGACAGGUCCUGGAGAACGGGUUGGUAUGGAGGAUUGGUAAUGGAAAACAGGUCAAAUUUUGGGGGGACAAAUGGCUUCUUUCAUCCCCAGAUUUUUGGGUACAUUCUUCUCCUAAUUCGAUAGACCCCGGAGGCACCAGUAUGUGAUCUUAUAGAACCAGAGUCCGGUUGGUGGAGAUUAAACACCCUCAGACAGAAUUUUGAUCCUGGGGAGGUGGAGAGGAUUAAGUGUUUGGUUCCUAGUCCUUUGCAGCAUGAAGAUAAAAGAAUCUGGAGUGGCACAAAACAUGGUUUUUUUACUGUACGGAGUGCCUAUUUCCUGGAAAUGACUAGAAGACAGCAUGGAUUAAUUUAGGGGAGAGCUCAAAGCAUCAGGAAGUCCAGUUAUUCUGGAAAUCUCUUUGGCAGCUUCCAGUCCAACCGGUGGUAAGAAAUUUUGCGUGGAAGGUUUGUAAUAACAUGCUCCCAACAAAGGAGACCUUAUUCAGGAAAGGGAUCAUUGAUGACCCUUAUUGUCCUCUAUGUUUAACUCAGUCUGAAACCCUCUUUCACAUUCUGUGGAGCUGCCCAUCCUCUGUGGCAGUGUGGCAGGAAAGUAGCAGAUCAGUACAUAAGCUAUCAAUCCAGGAGGAUGAGGGCUUAAGUUUUAUUCGUCAUCUACAGGACAGAUUAGAGGCUAACGUUUUUACAGAAGUUCUCAGUGUGAUGCGGCUGAUAUGGCUCCAAAGAAACUCCUUUGUUUUCAGAAACAGUUUUGAGCCCCCGGGUCAAUUGAUUCUGAAAGCAAGAGGGAUAAUGGAAGAGACAGAGUGUGUCGCAGAGGAGCUGAACGGUGCCUCAGUUCUUGGUGUCUCGGUUAUUUCAAAGUGGAUUCGUCCGCAGGUGGGCUUAGUGAAAGUAAACUGAGAUGCUGCUCUUAAUAAGGAACUGAGGAGGAUGUGAUUUGGAGUAGUUGCUCGUGAUGAUAGGGGGGAAGUGGUGGCUGCGCGGGCAAAGGUGGUAUCAUUUACCAUAGACCCUACCACUGCAGAAGCUUUGGCAGCAUGGGAGGCAGUGAGGUUCUGUAUUGACAGUGGGCUGACGAGAGUCAUAGUGGAAGGUGAUGCUCAAAUAGUGGUGAAUGCUUUGAAUCAGCGGUCUGCGUGCUGGAGCUCUUUUGGCCAUCUGAUCGACGAUACCAAAAUCCUGCUGGAACGUUUGCUCUCAGUGAACAUAAGGCAUGUUAAACGGUCUACCAAUAUGGUAGCCCAUAUUUUGGCAAAAAGGGCAAUUUCUCAGUUAUUAGAUUGUGCUUGGUUAGGAGUUUGUCCUCCUUUCAUUCAGUCUUCUGUAAUGGCUGAUCAAGCCUCUUCUUUAUGAUUUAAAUGAGAAUUCUUAUUCAAAAAAAAAAAAAACUAACUAACUACUAUAUACAUAUAGCGAUUUUAAGGUAUGUAAAUGCGAUUAGUAUACAUAUAUGUAGACAAA
Molecule: messenger RNA, 5861 nt
Organism: Alnus glutinosa
Lineage: Eukaryota; Viridiplantae; Streptophyta; Magnoliopsida; Fagales; Betulaceae
Exons: 2
Coding region: 502-1368 (288 amino acids)
Source: RefSeq, a predicted model, not a curated record